Molecule: messenger RNA, 1021 nt
Organism: Brassica napus (rape)
Lineage: Eukaryota; Viridiplantae; Streptophyta; Magnoliopsida; Brassicales; Brassicaceae
Product: agamous-like MADS-box protein AGL29
Exons: 1
Coding region: 324-890 (188 amino acids)
Biological process (GO): regulation of transcription by RNA polymerase II
Molecular function (GO): protein dimerization activity; RNA polymerase II cis-regulatory region sequence-specific DNA binding; DNA-binding transcription factor activity, RNA polymerase II-specific
Source: RefSeq, a predicted model, not a curated record
UCUCUAAUCGAAUUGGUCUGUUCCCUGAGAUAUUUGUCAGUUUAUAAAAUAUAUUCAUUCUUUAUUUGAAUAGUUUCUAAUUGUGUAUUAAUACAAUUAGUGGAGAUUUGAAUAACACAAUUAGAAAUAAGGCAAUUCAAGAUUCUCAUUUAAAAACUUGCUAAAAAUACUCUUAUUAGGUUCAAUGAAAAUUCUCCACAUUCCUUUCUAAAUUUAGAGAAAAUCAUCUUUCUUCUUCUUCGCCAAUAUAAAAUACUCCUUUCACUAAAAGAAAAACAGAACCGAUCUCUCUUAUUAUUAUUUACCGUGUAGCAAAACAACAAAUGGGUCGGAAAAAGAUCAAGAUGGAGAUGGUUCAGGACAUGAACACAAGGCAAGUCACCUUUUCAAAACGUAGAACCGGUUUGUUCAAGAAGGCUAGCGAGUUAGCCACCCUCUGCAACGCCGAGUUGGGUAUUGUUGUCUUUUCUCCAGGAGGCAAGCCUUACUCCUACGGGAAACCGAAUCUUGACGCUGUCACAGAGCGGUUCAUGAGGGAAUGCGAUGAUGAUUCCGACAGUGGUGGUGAUGAAGAAGAAGAAGAAGAAGAAGAAGAAGAAGAAGAAAGAGGCAAAAGUAGACCUAAAAUGAAGAAAGUGAACGAACGUCUUGAUUGUCUCAAGAGAGAGAUUGAAGCUGAGAAGAAACGAGGCGAGGAGAGGCAGGCAAAGCUUGAAUCCGCUGGGGAUGAGAGGUUCGAGAAGCCUAUUGAGAAGCUUACCAUCGAUGAACUCAAAGAGUACAUGGAUAAGUUGGAAGCAGUCCAUGGUAGGAUCCAAGGUCAAGCCAAUAAGAUGCAGGCUUCGUCUUGUCUUGUGUUUCUCUCCGGGGACAAGGCUUCUGUAGAAUGAAGAUUUAGAUAACAAGAUCCGAGUUUACAUUUUUUGAUAUUCUAUUUUUUGUUUAUUGGCUUACAGAAGUUACUAGUACAUUGAAAGAUCUUGGUUGUUCUCAUCUAUAGAGUGUGACUAUCAAUUUGAUA